UGCACUUGGCAAACAGCAGAGGAGAAAAAAAUGAGCGACCACCAGAGUGUGAAGGCUUCAUUUGCCAUAUUCACCCCUGAGGAGGGGUUUGAUAUGGACGAUGCAAUUGCCCAUGUCACCAAGGUAGCAGCUGAGAUUGAAGACACUAGGAACAUCAAUGUGGCCAUUCUCAAGGGCCUCCACCAUUCAUGGGUGGCAGUUUUUGGAGUACAGAGAGUGGUUGAAGCAACAAAUUUACCCGAGGCUGCUGCCUUUACGAAAGGAUUAAGAUGUCCAGUGAGAAAAGUUGAGUCGGGAUGGUUCAAACUAAAUUCCCAGCAAACAAGAAAAGAUCUUCCGUUUGCACAGAUCUCAGUGGGAGACAUAGUGAGUAUACGUUCAAUAAACAAGAAAACGUCUUCCGAUCACACCAGUUGGGAGGAAGAGGACUCACUCUCAUACUCGUGCAUCGCCAUUCUUAGGGCCUAUUUCCACCGCUUCAAAGGCUUAUAUUCUUGCUCAUUCUUCGACUCCCUCGAUAAGAAGCGGAUAAUCGGUAUAGCAGUGUGGGACACCAUUGAAUCUGCACGUUUUGUGGCAGAGCAUCCUGAGUCGAACCCUGCACUAGCAUAUUGGGAACAUGCAGAAGAACUCAAGUUCCAUAUAUAUCAGGCUGUGUAUGCUACCACCCGCAGAGAUUCUUCACUACCUGGCUUUCAGAUAUCAUUUGAAAGCCCAUAAAAACUUAAGAUAUAUUGCUACAUAAGAUCUGUGUAAGAAAACCAGUAUGGUUUAAGAGGGUGUAAUGUUGCUUCUGCAACAUUGUAUUUAUUUAGAUUGAGAAGAGGUCUGUUAUGAUUGUAUUUAGAUUUGCGAGUGAAUGCAAGAUGAAAGGCCAACAAUGGCGCCGGUUCGGUACGCAAUCUUUUCGGUCUGAGUUUGUUCUGAUUGGCGCGUUUACUAGUUGAUUGGAAAGUUCUAUAUUUGUAAUGAGAUUUUGGGAAAGAGAACA
This is a messenger RNA of Cryptomeria japonica (Japanese cedar), 991 nucleotides long. RefSeq lists its product as uncharacterized. The coding region runs from base 31 to 720 and encodes 229 amino acids. NCBI's taxonomy places the organism in Eukaryota, Viridiplantae, Streptophyta, Pinopsida, Cupressales, Cupressaceae. The record is from RefSeq and is a predicted model, not a curated record. The transcript has 3 exons.